GAAGAAAUAAUAGAACCAGUGUCCAAAAUUGCUGAUAAUGAUGCUCUAAAAGCUAUUAAUUUAAUUAAAACAUAUCUUUUGCAACAAUCAAAUGAGUUCAAUGCUACUAAUAAUGAUAGAAAUACCAUCUAUCAGUUAAGCAAGAAGAUUUUAAAAUUAUCUGUUUUGCAAAAAAAACAA
Molecule: messenger RNA, 180 nt
Organism: Cetraspora pellucida
Lineage: Eukaryota; Fungi; Glomeromycota; Glomeromycetes; Diversisporales; Gigasporaceae
Source: the annotation of a GenBank genome assembly